AACACCGAAUUGCAUUGCAGCCGAGCAUGCUGCAAUAGUUGCCGACACUCGUGAAAUUCGUUCGAUUCGUGUAUUAAAAGGGACAAGAAUUGCAUUCCAGAAUGGUCGAGGAAAAGGAGAAUGUUGCCAAUGCGGGGCAGGAGCCGGUCUCCAAGAAAGGUGCCAAAAAGCAAGCAAAGGCCGCCAAGAAAGCUGAGCAGAAGGCAGAGAAUGCUGCUGCCGUUGCCGUUGAUGCUGCUGGUGAUAAUGCCGCCGAUCAUGCUGCCGAUCGUUAUGGUCUCUACGAGAUGAUUCAGUCAAAGGAGACGCGUAGCGAACGUCAAUUUGUCUCCGUGUCGGAGCUGAGCAACCACGUGAAUGACAAGGGUCUGCUGUGGGUGCGUGGACGUGUGCAUACAUCGCGUGCCAAGGGCAAACAAUGUUUCCUCAUUCUGCGCCAGCAGAGCAGCACCGUCCAAUGCAUUCUCGCUGUGGGCGAUGUCAUCUCCAAGCAAAUGGUCAAGUUUGCCGGAAACAUACCCAAGGAGAGCAUAAUUGAUAUCCAGGCCAAGGCGGUGGCUGUGCCCAAUCGCAUCGAGUCGUGCACGGAACAGUUGCUGGAGCUGUUCAUCGAGCAGAUUUUUGUCAUUUCGCAGGCGAAGGCACAGUUGCCGCUACAGAUUGAGGAUGCAUCGAGGCCGGAGAAUGCAGAUGAUGCCGAUGGACUUAAUAUACGCGUCAAUCAGGACACUAGAUUGGAUAAUCGAGUGCUCGAUCUGAGGACACCAGCCAAUCAGGCCAUUUUUCGCCUGGAGGCCGGCGUUUGCCGUUUGUUCCGUGAUAUAUUGACCGAUCAGGGUUUCACCGAGAUCCACACGCCCAAGAUCAUUUCCGCUGCCAGUGAGGGUGGCGCCAACGUCUUUACCGUCAGCUACUUUAAGGACUCGGCAUAUCUGGCACAGUCGCCGCAGCUGUACAAGCAGAUGGCAAUCGCAGCUGACUUUGACAAGGUUUACACAGUUGGAGCUGUGUUCCGUGCCGAAGAUUCAAACACGCACAGGCACUUGACGGAAUUUGUUGGUCUCGAUUUGGAGAUGGCCUUCAAGUAUCAUUACCACGAAGUGCUGCACACAAUUGGCAACACGUUUACGGCCAUCUUUAAGGGGCUGCGCGACAAGUACAGUCGCGAAAUUGAGGCGGUUGGACAGCAGUACAAAGUGGAACCGUUUAAGUUCUUGGAGCCGCCGCUCAUACUGCAGUUUGCCGAGGGUGUGGCAAUGUUGCGUGAGGCUGGCAUCGAAACCGGUGAUGAGGAGGAUCUGUCGACACCAAACGAGAAAUUGCUGGGCCGUCUGGUGAAGGCCAAAUACGAUACGGACUUCUACAUACUCGACAAGUUUCCGCUGUCGAUACGUCCGUUCUACACAAUGCCCGAUCCGAGCAAUCCGAUCUAUUCCAAUUCGUAUGACAUGUUCAUGCGUGGCGAGGAGAUUCUCUCGGGUGCGCAACGUAUCCACGAUCCAGAGUACUUAAUUGAGCGUGCCAAGCAUCACAAUAUUGAUACCACAAAAAUUGCGGCUUAUAUUGAGUCCUUCCGCUAUGGUUGUCCACCGCACGCUGGCGGCGGCAUUGGCAUGGAACGUGUCGUUAUGUUGUAUCUGGGCUUGGAUAACAUUAGGAAGACAUCAAUGUUCCCACGUGAUCCCAAGCGGUUAACACCUUAAAUGUGGCCAACACAUCAUCAAUAACAUAAUUACAAUAACACCUAUUCUAUCUUAAUGAAUGAAAUUCGCAACAAUUUAUAUGAUUUUCUCCAACUUUCCAUAACUGUGUGCCCAACUCUCAAUAUCUUUAUUUUUGUAGACCCCCUGAACCCAGAAUCUAUCCCAGUUAAUGUUGGUGCGCUCUCUUUUUUUUAAGACUUGCAUGCUGCAAAGUUGUUUGACAACGAGAACUGUAAAGACUGCUUAGAGUCACUAUUGUUUAAUAUCGUAUGAAAUAAAUCUUUGCCAGUGUGUUUAGUAA
Molecule: messenger RNA, 2004 nt
Organism: Drosophila grimshawi
Lineage: Eukaryota; Metazoa; Arthropoda; Insecta; Diptera; Drosophilidae
Gene: AspRS
Product: aspartate--tRNA ligase, cytoplasmic
Exons: 6
Coding region: 102-1703 (533 amino acids)
Biological process (GO): aspartyl-tRNA aminoacylation
Cellular component (GO): cytoplasm; aminoacyl-tRNA synthetase multienzyme complex; cytosol
Molecular function (GO): RNA binding; ATP binding; aspartate-tRNA ligase activity
Source: RefSeq, a predicted model, not a curated record